AGCAGCGCCGAGUGUCGCGCUGCGCUGGGCAGGGAGCGGCGGGGGCUGCGCCACAACAGAGCGGGGCCCGCCCGGCGCAGCGGCCGCACCGGGAACCGGACCGGGGGCAGCGGCUGCACCGGCACAGCCAGGAAGCUGCGGCCUCUCGAGCCGUACCGGGAAGCGCCGCGGGGUCACUGCGGCGCCCACCGGGGCCGCUUCUACCCCUCGGCCCUGCGCAGGGCGCCGGCGGCACCCGCCCCUUCCCCCGCGGCCUCGCUGUCUCAGGCCUUUCUUAAAUCUUUCCAUGUCUAAAUGGACUCCUGAAUGUAAUAUAGUUUAUACUCUAAAAGCGGAUAUGAAGAGUGAAGUUCCUUCUGAUGCACCAAAGAGACAGGAGAGUCUGAAGGGGAUCCUCUUGAACCCUGAGCCUAUUGGGGAGGCCAAGAGCUUCACUGCAGAAGUUGAGAUGAUUGCCAGUAAAGUAGGGAAUGAGUUCUCUCACUUGUGUGGUGAUUCUCAAAAGCAAAAGGACAUGAAUGGCAAUCAUACAGACCAAGAAAAAGGUAUUGUGGUGCGAAAAAAACGCAAGAGCCAGCAGGCUGGUCCUUCAUACACUCAAAACUGUCCUGAUAAAGAAAAUAAAGGAAUCUUAGGAUUGAGACAGCAUCUAGAAACACAGAGUGAAGACAAUGAUUCUUCUUUUAGUGACUGUAUCUCAUCGCCUUCAUCUAGCUUGCAUUUUGGAGACUCUGACACAGUAACAUCUGAUGAAGAAAAAGAUGCUCCUGUGAGACACCCUCAGGCAGUGCUGAAUACUCCAAGUAGAACUCACAGUGCAAGGUCACAGAAGUGGCCUCGGACUGAGGCAGACUCUGUACCUGGGUUAUUGAUGAAAAGGCCCUGUUUUCACAACAGUUCUUUAAGAAGACUUCCAUAUAGGAAGAGAGCUGUGAAAACAAGUUCAUCACAGCGGACACAGAACCAAAAAGAACGAAUUUUAAUGCAGAGGAAAAAGCGGGAAGUGUUAGCUCGAAGAAAGUAUGCUUUACUCCCCAGUUCUAGCAGCUCCAGUGAGAAUGAUCUCAGUACUGAAUCUUCUUCCAGUUCAUCUACUGAAGGGGAGGAAGACUUGUUUGUGUCACCUGGUGAAAACCACCAGAAUAGCACAGCUGUUCCUUCAGGAAGCAUUGAUGAAGAUGUUGUGGUGAUUGAAGCAUCCUCCACUCCCCAAGUCACUGCUAAUGAAGAAAUAAAUGUUACCUCAACAGACAGUGAAGUGGAGAUUGUCACAGUUGGUGAAAACUACAGGUCCCGCUCGGCGCUCGGACACUCGCGCUCGCACUGGGCCGCGGGCUCCAGCUCGCACGCGGCGCGGCCGCCGGAGCAGCGCUCCCGCAGCAGGGUCUCCACCGUCAUCCAGCCCCUGCGGCAGAAUGCCGCCGAAGUCGUGGACCUCACCGUGGAUGAAGAUGAGCCGACAGUUGUGCCAACCACAUCAGCUCGAGUGGAGCCGCAGGCCGUGAGUUCUGCUUCCACUACCAGCUCCAGUACGUCUACCUCAGAGCAGGCCUCUGAUGCAGCUCCCAAUGUCUCCACCAGCCAGCCCUCUGCAGCACCAGAGACCACUCCCAGUCUCCCCAGUGGCAGCACUGCUGGCACUUCAACUGGAGAUGAAAUAAGAAGAGCUGCAUCCAAUUCAACACUGGAAACUGGCCCUCCGGCCAUGCCAAGGCUACCAUCAUGCUGCCCCCAGCAUUCUCCUUGUGGAGGACCUUCACAGACUCAUCAUGCAUUGGGGCACCCACAUACCAGCUGCUUCCAGCAGCAUGGCCACCACUUCCAGCAUCACCACCAUCACCACCACAACCCUCACCCAGCUGUCCCGCUGUCUCCUUCGUUCAGUGACUCCAGCUGCCCUGUGGAAAGGCCUCCUCCUGUGCCUGCCCCAUGUGGAGCAAGCAGCAGUUCUGGCACCAGUUACCACGAGCAGCAGGCAUUGCCGGUAGACUUGAGCAGCAGCGGGAUCAGGAGCCACGGCAGUGGCGCUUUCCACGGAACGUCGGCGUUUGACCCGUGCUGUCCCGGCUCCUCGUCGCGCACGGCGCUCUACGGGCACCAGGCGGGCGCCGGGCCCAGCCAGGCCCUGGCCAUCGACGGCUACGGCUCGGGCAUCGUGGCACAGCCGCAGCCACAGCCGCCGCCCCAGGCCUCGCUCUCGUCCUGCCGCCACUACAUGCACUCUCCCUAUGCUUCCUUGACCAGACCUCUUCACCAUCAAGCUUCUGCAUGUCCUCACUCUCAUGGAAAUCCUCCUCCACAGCCACAACCUCCACCUCAAGUGGAUUACGUUAUCCCUCAUCCAGUGCAUCCCUUUCAUCCUUCGAUCUCCUCUCAUGCAUCUUCUCAUCCUGUUCCACCUCCACCACCAACUCAUCCCUUAGCCAAUGCAGCUGCUCCAAUACCACAGCAUCUCCCUGCAACACACCAGCCAAUAUCCCAUCACAUCCCUACAACAGCACCUCCAGCUCAGAGGCUACAUCCUCAUGAAGUGAUCCAGAGGAUGGAGGUCCAGAGAAGAAGGAUGAUGCAACACCCAACACGUGCUCAUGAGCGUCCUCCUCCACAUCCUCACAGAAUGCAUCCUAAUUAUGGUCAUGGACAUCACAUCCAUGUGCCUCAGACAAUGUCUUCCCAUCCUCGACAAGCUCCAGAGAGAUCUGCCUGGGAACUAGGAAUUGAAGCUGGUGUGACUGCAGCUACUUACCCUCCAGGGCCCUUGCAUCCUCACCUGGCCCACUACCAUGCACCUCCUCGACUGCAUCACUUGCAAAUAGGGGCUCUUCCUCUAAUGGUACCAGACAUGGCGGGCUACCCUCACAUCCGUUACAUUUCAUCGGGAUUGGAUGGAACAUCAUUCAGAGGCCCUUUCAGGGGCAAUUUUGAGGAGCUGAUUCACUUGGAGGAACGACUAGGCAAUGUUAAUCGUGGAGCAACACAGGGAACUAUAGAAAGAUGCACAUAUCCACAUAAAUACAAAAAGGUAACAACUGAUUGGUUCUCACAGAGGAAACUGCACUGCAAACAAGAUGGGGAGGAAGGAACAGAAGAAGACACAGAGGAAAAGUGCACCAUCUGUUUGUCUAUAUUGGAGGAAGGUGAAGAUGUCAGGCGCCUUCCAUGUAUGCACCUUUUCCACCAAGUGUGUGUAGAUCAGUGGUUGAUUACUAAUAAGAAGUGCCCCAUUUGCAGAGUGGACAUUGAGGCUCAGCUGCCUAGUGAAAGUUGACACUGCUUUCCAGAACUCUUGUCCUCCCUCUCACUCCCUCUCAUCCUUGCUGGUACUGCAGUCAACCAAAGAUGGCAUGACUUACCUGCGCAGAUUUGGAAGCAUUGAACCCAGAGUGCUGGCUCUGCUAUAUGGUACAACUAAUGCUAGACCUACAGUUUAUGUAGAAGACAGUUGAGUUUCAGUGUAUUUAUAAAUUUGUUUUGUUUUACAUUUUUUUCUUUCAAUUCAUUACUGUAUUUUUGCAUGGUUCCUUGUAUUGCAUUUGUUUGCACAUAUUAUGGGCUUUGUGACCCCAGACUUGCAGGCAAGAUUAGCUGCUUUAGUAAGUAGAAUUGUGUGGUCUCUUUUUUGGUUUGUUUUAUGUAGUAUCAAGCUUUGAAAGUAUGAUUUCACUCAUUACUAACCCUGAAUUCCUUAAUUUAAUCGAUCAUAUAUAUUUUAGUUUAAAUGUAUAAAGAUCAUCUAGAAAAGGAUAAUAUUAUGUAUUGAGACAUUCCUUAAUUAGGAAAAAAUGGCUGCUGUAUAUUUACAAGAUCAGUUAUGAGUCAAAUAACAUCCUUAAUACUGGGAACAGAAUAUGAAUUAUAUUCAGUUUGACUGAUACAGAUAGCAUACUCAUCACCAGAGUUUUUGUCUGAUCAGAUUUUUGUGUUUGUUUUUAAAAUUUCAGCACAAUGCAGAUAUAUUUGAAUGUCAAUAUUAAACAUUUAGACUGCUGUUCAGAUUGUAUUUAUCAUUUUCUUCUAUGUCUAGAAAUUUGAAUCCCUAACUUAAAUAUAUGCUGCUGUGAAACAGCUCUUAGUGAACACUAAAUGUUGAUUUCAGUUAGCUGGAUUGUAGAUACUUGCAGACUGAAAGAAUUAUUAGGGACAUGGAAAAAGACCUUAGAAUCUGUUUGGUCUUCUGCUAACUUAAGUUGAAGUAUCUGCGCACAUUGAGGGUUGGUUUUUUUUGGGAUUUUUUUUGGCUAUGUUUUUUGUUUAUUUGUUUGGGUUUUGUUGGUUUGUGGUUUUUUUUUUAAUAUAAAACCAUUCAAUAAGGACUUAAAGCUGCAGGGUUUUUGUUUGGGUUUAUAUACGUGAAUUCAUAGAAUUUCUAAGGAUUCCAGGCUUGUCUUGGGAUUUUUAUUAGAUUUAAAGUUAAUAAAGUUAGCUAAAUCCA
Molecule: messenger RNA, 4432 nt
Organism: Serinus canaria (Common canary)
Lineage: Eukaryota; Metazoa; Chordata; Aves; Passeriformes; Fringillidae
Gene: RNF111
Product: ring finger protein 111
Exons: 14
Coding region: 287-3268 (993 amino acids)
Biological process (GO): ubiquitin-dependent protein catabolic process; positive regulation of transforming growth factor beta receptor signaling pathway; positive regulation of DNA-templated transcription
Cellular component (GO): nucleus; cytoplasm
Molecular function (GO): SMAD binding; ubiquitin protein ligase activity; SUMO polymer binding
Source: RefSeq, a predicted model, not a curated record